This is a messenger RNA of Myodes glareolus (Bank vole), 1172 nucleotides long. RefSeq names its product pancreatic and duodenal homeobox 1 (gene Pdx1). Gene Ontology annotation, biological process: type B pancreatic cell differentiation; regulation of transcription by RNA polymerase II. Gene Ontology annotation, molecular function: DNA-binding transcription factor activity, RNA polymerase II-specific; RNA polymerase II cis-regulatory region sequence-specific DNA binding. Gene Ontology annotation, cellular component: nucleus. NCBI's taxonomy places the organism in Eukaryota, Metazoa, Chordata, Mammalia, Rodentia, Cricetidae. The record is from RefSeq and is a predicted model, not a curated record.
AUGAACGGUGAGGAGCACUACUAUGCGGCCACACAGCUCUACAAGGACCCGUGCGCAUUCCAGAGGGGCCCGGUGCCAGAGUUCAGCGCUAACCCCCCUGCGUGCCUGUACAUGGGCCGCCAGCCCCCACCUCCUCCGCCACCCCAAUUCGCAGGCGCUCUGGGAACACUGGAGCAGGGAAGUCCCCCGGACAUCUCCCCAUACGAAGUGCCCCCGCUCGCCGAAGACCCUGCGGUGGCGCACCUCCACCACCUCCCAGCUCAGCUCGGGCUCGCCCAUCCGCCCUCCGGGCCUUUCCCGAACGGAACAGAGCCUGGGGGCCUGGAAGAGCCCAGCCGCGUUCAGCUUCCUUUUCCGUGGAUGAAAUCCACCAAAGCUCACGCGUGGAAAGGCCAGUGGGCAGGCGGUGCGUACGCAGUGGAGCCGGAGGAGAACAAGCGGACCCGUACAGCCUAUACGCGGGCGCAGCUGCUGGAGCUGGAGAAAGAAUUCUUAUUUAACAAAUACAUAUCCCGGCCUCGCCGGGUGGAGCUGGCAGUGAUGUUGAACUUGACUGAGAGACACAUCAAAAUCUGGUUCCAAAACCGCCGCAUGAAGUGGAAGAAGGAGGCGGAUAAGAAGCGAAGUAACGGGACCGCGAGCGGGGGCGGUGGGGGCGAAGAACCAGAGCAGGAUAGUGCGGUGACCUCGGGCGAGGAGCUGCUGGCGUUGCCGCCUCCGGGUGGUGCUGUACCCCCAGGCGUCCCCGCUGCAGCCAGAGAGGGCCGGCUGCCUCCGGGCCUUAACUUGUCACCACAGCCCUCCAGCAUAGCGCCUCUGCGACCACCGCAGGAACCUCGGUGAGGAUCGCAGGGCGAGGAUGAGCGAGCGGGUCUAGGACCCGGAGUAUGGACGCGCUGCGUGUGGGCAGCUAGAUAGAGAGAGGAUGGUGAGUCUUAACCUGGAUGCCCCUCAAGAACAUUCUUGAGGGCACAUGCCAGUUGGGUAUAGCCGGAGAGAUGCUGGCAGACUUCUGGAAAAAGAGACGUUGGAUUCUGAAAACUUUGGAGACUGCGAAUGGCCAGGUCUGCCUCUGUUGGUCGUAUUCCUCUCCCUGCCUCCAGGACUCUAUCCUGGGACCUAUUUAGAAAACCGAACUCAAAACUGACAAUGAUGGAAAGAGGGCAAACUUG